AUGGAAGAUCUCGAGCGCCGCCAACAGAGAGAACGUGAAAAACAUAAGCGCCAGCAAGUGCAAAGCGUCGGCCGCGAGUAUGCCCUCUUUCCAGAACCACGGCGGGUCAAUCCGUCCGAGGUUGAUGACGAUAUCACCGCUAAAUUAGGCGACCAUUCCAAAGCUAUUGAGUUUAUGAAUACGGACGCGGUCGGUGUACAACCUUCCUCUAACAAUGCCCUGCUCACCAGUCAUAUACAAACAAGUGCCUCCUCCUCUUCAACUGGCGGCAGUGGUGUCAACAGCGCACCCAUGCUCGUCAACUCAUCGUCCUCUUCACAGCGCCCGCUGACUUGUCCAUCUGGCUCGCAGCAGCCUCAACAGUCAUCACAACAAACACAUCACUAUCAACAGCAAGCACAACAGCAACUGCGCCAAACACCUUAUCUUAAGCCAGCUGACAACAAGCCACCAUAUAACGGAAGAGGGGGUUUUCCUGGUCAACCGGUGAAAAAUGAUUUGCGCUCAAGCAGUGGAAUGGCGCCACCAAAAGGCCCACCUCCGCUGCUACCGCCACCAACUUCGACACUAAACACUGUUAGCAGUGGCGGAACCAACAAUUGCAGCAAUAGUAGCUCGAACGCACCGACAACACUGCUGCCACCGCCUCCAAAUGGAUACCUAGGUCCGCCAAAAUCGACGGCACCAUUGCACAAUGGACGCUUCUCCAAACCAUUACCGAAAUCAAUCAACGAUAUCAUCUCCAAAGUGGACCAGACGUAUCGGGCGCCUGAACAAAUAACGAAAAUUGCUGCCACCCCUCGCACCACUAUUGGCGAGUACAAUCUCAAUGGUCCGAAUCGGCAUAAAUAUUCUAUAGGGCCAAUACAACCUAUUUUGGGAUCACCACCUUCCGGGGCGGAAUUAUUGCAGAGCGCGGUCCCACCACCAAUAACACCAAUCUCAGCUCUACCGGCAACGCCAAAUCCACAAGCUAUGCCAAACGCUGAUGCGAUAACAACCACUGGUAGUAGCAGUUCAUUAGCAACUUCGUCUACUAUGACUACUACGACAACAGCGGCUCUUACAACGGCCGUACCAACGCAGAAUAUACUGAAUGCAUCGCCAGGAACGUCAAAUGUCAAGCCAGUUUUGUCAAUGUCAAAGGAGCCUUUGAAACCAUUAUUAUUGGCUAACAAAGUGGGGCCAACAUUGGAGAAGCAAAGUUCCACAUUGGAAAAUGAUUUGGAACUUUCAGAAUCAGAUGAAGAUCGCAAAAAACAAAGCCACUCAAUGCAUAAUUCCAGCGAUAGUUCACCUUCAGAUUCCAGUGAAUCUGGCAGCGAGGAGUCCUCGAAAAGUGAGCGUCAACAGCCUCCUAACUCCUUACGUUUGCAACAAUCCAUAGCACAACAACAGAAAUUGCACACACAUCACCCACUUCAGAAUCAGCAACAUGUGCAACAGCAACAGAUACUACAACAAACGACGCAGUCUAUAGGACGCGCAGGCGUAGGCAAAGCUGUAAAUGAUAAAUCGAAGUUGAUCGAACCCCUUGGCAGCGGCCGAUCAAGCAUUUAUCUGAGUAACAAUGCAUUGGGCUCUGGGAACUCAUCCAAUUCCGGUCCCAGCUCCACUUCCUUGUCUGCCAAUAAGACGCCAUCACCAUCGGAAUCAAGUAAAUGGCACCUGAGUCGGUAUUUCAAUAAAAAGCCUGCGCAAGCCCAGAACGAAACAACGCCACCAGCGAAUUCGCUAGUCGUCAAUUCAAUUAAUGUUAGCAUGGAUGAACCAACUCUUUUGCCUGGUGGUGCUCAAAUUAUUCCGGAGGCGACGCAGUCGCAACCUAACCCGGCGAUCGUAAAACAUGAGGCAGCCAAUUAUGGAACAGCAAAGAAAUACUCAGCGCGGAGUGAUGAUGACGAUGAAGAAAUUGGAGGAGUACGAAGAAGCUGUGAUGCACGUGGAAUUUCAUCGAAUGCUUGUGGAUUAAAGUCAAGUAUAGGUGGUGGUAUUCCGGCGCUGUUGAAUGAAAUCAAAAAAGAAUCCGAUGUGCUUUAUCCCAGUUCAUUAUUAAAGACUGGCUCUUCUGGUAGUGUGCAGACUCAUUUGCAUAUCGGGUCUCAACAGCAACAGCAACAACAAUCACAGGUGCCCUUGCUAAACGCUGCCGAGUUUGUUGCAAUACCAACGAGCCAAAUUAAACACGAAGUUUCGGGCUUGUCGACAGCUACAACAACAACUACGAUGGCGCCAAUGUCACUUGCUGGUGGUACGACAACUGUAACACCCUACAACACCUGCGGUAAUGUCAGCGGUAGCGGACGGAGACGCACUCCCUCUGUGUCACCGCACAUGCGCAAUAGUGGUACAACCGGCCCAAAAAGUGGGGAACUUGCACGUGUUAGCCGCUUGUCUGCGCCUUCCAGUGAUGGUCCGACGUCGAACACCACCGACGACGAAGACAAUGGUACACCACCUACUAGGCAAACUGUACCAACACUGGGCCCAGGUGGCACUUUGAAGAUUCCAGGUGUACCUGCUGCUAUUACUGCUUUGCCGCCUUCACCCCCGCAACCAUUAGCACCGGCACCUACACUUCCCAAUUCAAUAACUGUUCUCCCCAUCGACCCCCUCCCGACAACGGUGUCAACACGUAGACGGAAAAAACCUAGAAUUUCAGCAGCUACAGUCUCAACUCAUCUGGAUACGAGUGAUGAAGAAGGCAUAGCACCAGCAAAUGCACCUUUUAAAAGUGCUGGUGUUACAGUGAGUCCGGCAGCACUGCGAGCAGCUGCUGGGCCGGGUGGAAAGUUAUAUGCGGAACCAGUGCCUGCAGUAGCAGCGAAAAAGGGACCUGGUCGGCCACGCAAAAUUGCAAGCAGUGGAACGACCGCUUCUGCAUCAACUGCCGUUUCAAAGGGACCAACCCUUACAGCGAAAAAAGAUAUGUUAAAUAGUGUUCCCGUGAUAACUAAGAAGUCUGCUACAAGACGGAGAGGCUCGAGGCAGAAUUCUAGUUCGGCAACGACAGCAACAGCGACGAAAAUGCCAGCACAAACACAGCAGCCCGACAUAACAGCACCACGGGCACCGAUCCUUGAUUCCUCCUCAUCGUCUUCUACGUCCUGUUCAACGUCGAAAUCAUCCAGUUCUUCUUCAGAUUCAGAGGAAGAAGAGGGUGUGAUAAGUGGUUCGUCAUCCGAUGAUGAAGACGAAGACGCCGGUACAGGCGCUAUAUCGGCCAAACGCAAUCUAACAGCGCGACCAACAGCGGCAGCAGCGAUUUCGUCGGCAACGGCGGCGGCUAUAGCGACGAAUACUUUACCAGUAGGAACUAGUCGCAUUAUUGUACAACUAAAUAAACGUAAAUCCUCGCAUGAAGACAUGACAUCUGCAACUGCUACGUCAGUGUCAACAAGUGUGGGAAAGGCAAGUGGAAUGUUAAAAUUAUCAAAUAGUAGUAAGCGCAGACGUCCUACACCACAAUUCGCGCACCAUGAUGAACAAGUCGUGAGUGGUGAGGACUCUUCGGAUUCCGGAUCUGGCUCCGACGAUAGUUCUGUCAGCAACUUUGUUGCAGCAACAUCGAACAAUAAUGUAAAUGUGGUGCCAGCAGUGUGUACUGGGAAUGUCAGUGGCGGUAGUUCACAUCGCUCACAAAACUUGCAAUCUCCAUAUAAAGUGCCGAAUUUAGCAGCCCCUGUCUCUAGUUCUUCUUCCAGCUCAAACAGUGGGACAUCUUCCUUCUCAGGCAGUAGUAGCGGCGGCGAACAUUCUGAUAUAGAACGUAGUGCGACUUCUAGUAAUCGUGUUAAGGGCAAACAUUCAAAGACUGGCGUUAAAGCCUCUACGUGCGCCAGCAGCACCUCGAGCGGUACACGCCUGCGUCGUGACAAACCGAAGGCGAGUGACAAGAACAAAAAUGUAACGCUAACGCGCAUUUUCAAUCCCAAAGAAGGUGGGGCAAAAAAACAAGGUCAGGUGCUGGUCAUCGACCAGUCUAGUGGUGAGCUGGGAGGAGAGCAACAACAACAAAAGUUGAUUUCCCCCAACGCGGGGGGUUAUAGGACAACUGCUGCCGUUGCAUCAGCUGUACCAACUAGCCAAGAGCAUUAUGUUGCAGCGUCCACUACCGCACAAUCACCACGACUCACACCUGGACACAUGAAAUCACCAAGAGCUAUUUCACAACUCACGGCUGCUAGCGCGCAUCGUACACCUGAUCGAAGUAGUCGCAGUAGCGCUGAACGUAAAGUUCAUCAACAGCGUAUCAAGACGCCUUCAUGUACUCCGACUCGUACUCCACCUGCUACGCGUACGCCUACACCCACACCCACUCCGGCAGGCUUACUGUCGGCACCCACUGCCUCACCCAUACGAACUACAGCAAUGUUAACUUCGAAUAUUCCGUCAUUAAUCUGUAAAGUGGAUUUAUCACGGCUGCGUCGAAUUUUGCCCGAAUGGCGUGCAAACACUUAUCGGCUUUCCAAUGUAGGCGCUGGCUCGUCUGCUACAUCUCGUUGCGCACAUCACGAAGCGAUACUAAAUGCUGAUUUACAAGCAACAACAAUUCGUAUUGCAGCUGGUGGCAGCGGCAGUGUGACACCACACAGCACUGGCAACCGAACGCCAACAAUACCCCACGCCCCACCCGAUCGGGAACUCUCGCGAUCAAGGGAAAGCUUGAUGGGAAUUAAUGUUGGUGGGGGAAAACAAAGACUGAGCACACUGCAUUCUAAUAGGCGACUGAGCAGUCGCUCAACUGAUGGCGGCGGUAGUGGAGAAACAACCCCUAAAGAGCAGCCACAACUUACGCCAAACGGUUAUUCAUCAAAGACUGCUCCAACGGUGGAAGCUGAAGGCAAUAAUUCGCCAUCGACGAAGCAGUUGCUCAAGCAUGAGCAAUUGAUUAAAAACGAACCAGGCGCUGAGCUUGAUAGCACACCCGUGGCAGCAGCUAACAAGGGUGACGCCUACGGCAGCGAAACUAAAUUUAAAACAACCAACUCAGUAAAACAAGAGGUGCUUCUUCUUAAACAGGACUCUAAGCUCGGUCUGCCUCAUUCAAAUGACUAUGUGGGCAUUGAGAAGCAAGAUGGGAAUAAUGCUUCGCCUAUAUCACAUCUGCGUGUAAGUGACAUUAUAGACAACAAAUCGCAACGGCGUAAGCGGAGUGCCAGCUCCAGCCCGUAUAAAGAGAAAAAACGGAAAAAGGAGAAAACUGAUAAGUAUUCCAAAGAGGGCAAGGAGAUGAAAGAGGGUAAGGAAAGUGGCGUGUUGACAACACCAACCACAAUGGCAGCGACGUGCAAAGAAAAAGAAAUAGACAAGGACGUUGGCAAGCUUUUACCCGCUGUGGCUACUAUUGAACGUGAUAUUGGAAGUGGCGCUAUUAGCAGUCUUUCUAAUGCCAACGAUACGAGUCGGCGUGCAAUCGCUAUAAUCCCGCCGCUGGGCAUGAGCAACAAUGGACAAAUGGAGAAGGAGCAUCAGCACUUGGACAGUCGUCAAUUGUCUCACACAAACCAUGAUCGGUUACUGGUACCGCGUCAAAUUCAUCAGCAGCAACCGCUUGCUAAUGCCACUGCUUCUAAUUCUUCAAAUAGUCCUGCGCAUCUACAAACAGCUGGCAAUAACUUAAAUACGGCGCCGAUCGCAGAGUCAAAUUCAGGCAAUGUGCUGCCUUCGGGCAGCGGCGCCGUGCCAUUAGCUCCACCGCCACAAGUCAUAUAUAGAUCAUACUUUGAACGUGACGAUGACGGACUAUGUGAUGAUAUAAGUGAAAACUCGAAGUUCCUGCAGGAAGCCGUUAAACGCAAACAUGCUGCCGAUAAGGAACAAAAUCUAUUCAAUCAAGUAACGCUGUAUUUGGAAGCGGUCAUAUACUUCUUGCUUUCCAGUGCCGGGUUAGAGCAGCAUCGAAACUCCGAAGAAUCGAGUUGGGUUAUGUAUAAGGACACAUUGAACUUAAUUAAAUUUAUUUCUUCAAAGAUUAAGCAUUUGCAGGUAUCAUCAUCCGCCAAUGAACUGCACGAACCUCACAACAAAGUUGCAAUCUUAAGUCUACGUUGUCAAUCCUUAAUCUCACUAAAACUAUAUAAAAUGAAGCGGCACUAUUGUCGUAGCAUAAUCAAUCAUUGCAUGGAGAUAUUUAAAAGUGGUCGCACGGAAAUACUCAAUGGAAAUACGCCAUCGUCAAACUCGCCGUCAAACUCAGUUUGCUCACAGGUAGAAGGUUUACAUACAUAUGGUUCUGGAUCGAAUACGCCUCCUGGACGUAGUAUGCGUCCAGAUAUGCAUACCACACUAAGCCACCAAAAUUUAUACUUCAAUUACUUAGCCAAUUGUCACGACUUGUGGGAUCAAGCCGAUCGCCUGGUGCGGCAGGGUAACCAUACUGAUUUCUUUAUUGCAUUGGAUCACGAAAAUGGACCGUUGACCCUGCACAGUUCCAUGUAUGACCUGUUUCGAUAUGUACAGUCGGGUCUGAAGAAGCUAAAGAGCGCAAAUACCACCAUAACCACAACGGCUAUAACUACAACCAGCGGCGGUGGCAGUAGUGGUACGGUUACGGGCAUUACCCUUACCUCUGCUACUAGUACUGCUGAGGCGAUUAGCACUAGUAACACCUCCUCAAUCAAUAAAUGCAACAUUGUAAUGUGUUGCCCGAGCCAUUACACUGACUGCCCAACAAAGCCGGCGCUGACAAUUAAACUGCAGCAGACUGCGCGUACAGUUGAAUAUCUUAAACCUUUUUAGUUUAAAAUGAAUAGUAUCAUACAAAUAUAUAUAGCUACAGCUCAUUGGUAGGCGGUAAAUAUCUACUAUUUUUGUAAAUUCUACUAAAGCAUGAAAGUUACUAUAUGAAGGCAAAUAUACGAGUAAGUGUCAAGCAGUUUCCGCUUGUUUUUCAUCGGAGGAAUUUUUAAAGAAAAAGUGUUAUAUUUUUACCUCUACAGUUAUUAAUAUUACUAUUAUUUUUUAUUACUGAAUCGUUUAGUUAAAUGUCGAAAAUAAGAGAAUAUCAGUUUGUUUUUAUAUACAUACAUGUAACUAAAUGUAACACCUUAAAACGAAUUAUGAAAAUUCUGCAAAAUUGUAAAAAGAAGUUAAUUAGAAGACGCAAAUGCAUUUUUAUUUUAAUUUGAAGAGAAGGAUAUUUUGUAUGCUUGGCUAAGCUAUUAUUAUUAUUUUUUUUUUUUUUUGUUGCACGAUUGUUGACCUCUCUAAAUCGGUUCACUUUACAAAGGAAAACAAUGUGUUUCUGUUAUUAACAUAAAUCUUGUAAAUAGUGUGCAUAUUUGUAAAACGCAAGAGUAAUGAAUGUUAUUAUGCUAUUGCUGUUUUUAUUAUUAAACAAUGUUAUUUUAAUCUAUUUAUAAAACAAAUAAAUACUGAGGUAAAAAAAAUAAUAAAAUCGGAAACGUUGAUUGGCAAAUUAUCGGUAAAACAUUGAAAUAUUUAAUUUUCUUUUUUUUCUGCUUACACACAUACCCUCACUACUACAAAUCACGCACUUAACUUAGCCCGAAGUCUAUCGAUUUUCGUAUAAUUCCUCUUAGUUCAUUUACAGUGGAUUUGAAAUUAAAUCUUUUUUUUUUCUUGUGGACAUUACAUAAUGUCAUUUCUUAGUGUCUCUGUUAUAGAACGUUUUGUUCGUUUUUGUUCCUGUUUAGACUAAAAUUUCUUGUUUUCUUACUCACCUACAUUACAAUACCAGCAAAGAUAUGUAAUUAACCUUAUUAAUCUUGUUUUAAGCAAAACUAACAUGCAUAAAGAGUUAACUACUUAUAUAUAUUAACAGGUAAAAGUGCGUAUGCAGUCGACAUGUCACUAAAUAUUUAGAAAUCAGAGACAACAAUUACAAUUCAAGAAAUAAAUUUAUCAACACCAUUUGACAUACAUAAUUAAUUUAA
This is a messenger RNA of Rhagoletis pomonella (apple maggot), 7898 nucleotides long. It is a transcript of the gene lilli, whose product is annotated as AF4/FMR2 family member lilli. Gene Ontology annotation, cellular component: super elongation complex; nucleus. NCBI's taxonomy places the organism in Eukaryota, Metazoa, Arthropoda, Insecta, Diptera, Tephritidae. Bases 1 to 6741 code for a protein of 2246 amino acids. The transcript is spliced from 12 exons. Gene Ontology annotation, biological process: regulation of gene expression. The record is from RefSeq and is a predicted model, not a curated record.